Molecule: messenger RNA, 957 nt
Organism: Guillardia theta CCMP2712
Lineage: Eukaryota; Cryptophyceae; Pyrenomonadales; Geminigeraceae
Exons: 9
Coding region: 1-957 (318 amino acids)
Source: RefSeq, a predicted model, not a curated record
AUGACUCAAGGGCGUUCUAAGUCGUCAAUCGGCUUCCAUGGUCCCGGGCCAGGAGCGUAUGACGUCUCAAAGGCGGACCCAUGGCGGUCAGACAUUGUACGGAUACCGACGGCGAAGUCUCAGGCACCCAGGUUUGCACUUUCAAACAGCAAGUCAGAGCUCGACUGGGUCGUACAUCGCUCAAGACAGGUUCCCUCCCCGAUUCAGUACGGAAACAGCAACGAGAGUGCACUCAAACAUACGAGUCUGUACAGAAAUAGUCAGGUCGGGGGGAAGAUGACUCUCUCGAGAGGGAUGAACUCUGAAGAAUUUAUCCGCAAGUUGAAGUCAAGUUUUCCUGCACCUGGAGCAUACGGCAACCCGAUCCCUCCGCAUCUCAACGCAUCGUCUGGUGGAAGAACCGCGAAGUUCCCUGGUCCUGGCCAAUAUGCCUUGCCCAACAUAGCAACAACAAAAAAGAAUGGGCCAUCGGUUGGGAAGAUCGGUAAAGCUUCUCUUAUGGUCGGGUCAAUGUACAACUUCGUGCCCGAUACACCUGCUCCCGACCACUACUACAACCCCAAGUACUCCAGCCUUGUAGACUCAGGGGGGCGUUUUUCGAUCUCAAGUCCGAUAUCGGAACUUGACAGGAUAGUGCGAGACGCUCGGUCGAAGCCUGGACCAGGGAACUACAAGGUGGGCGACACAUACGGAGCGUUCAACAACAAGAAAGUCUGGCAACCGUUCAAGGGGCACGUCGAGGCUGUGGUCUCACGCAAGGACAAGAACCCUGACAUCUCAGACAUUCAAUCGCUUCGGGAGACGAACGAGAGCGAGGAGAAUGAAGAUCAGUCCUUGCUGCUAUCCCUCAACGAAUUUCUUCGAAGCCGAUGGCUCGAGUUGACCAACGCAAAUCAGCUGCAGGGUAAAUCAAACGCGAUGGACAAACAAUCUCAAAGGAAAACAAGGCCAUGGUAG